AUGAUCUCCCCGGUCUUGCUUGUGAUAAUUGCUAUCUUCCGUACGUCGCACAACCACUCUGGCACAUACGGAUCCCGCUAAUGAAGAGCUACAGUACCUCCAGUAGCAGUAGGAAUCGUAGCGGGCUGUAGCGCCGAUCUCCUCAUUAACAUCGCGUUGACCCUUCUUGGAUACUUCCCAGGUCACAGUAAGUCAUUAUACACAGGCAAUGUAAACAGGCGACUGACACUAUUGGCUCGCAGUCCACGCAUUCUACAUCCUAUACGUAUUCUACAAUCGCAAAGAGCAGAUCCAACAGGGCUAUAUGGACGAUCGACCCGCGCCGGGUAUCUAUUCGCAGAAGGUGCAGACUGGUGGACAAGGAUAUGGGACCAUGGGUCAUCAUUGA
Molecule: messenger RNA, 388 nt
Organism: Lecanosticta acicola
Lineage: Eukaryota; Fungi; Ascomycota; Dothideomycetes; Mycosphaerellales; Mycosphaerellaceae
Source: the annotation of a GenBank genome assembly